AACAGGGCCCGUCUCGUCUUGGCUCAGACCGUAAAAUUGAAGAAGACCCAACGGCGGUUAAUCAAAAGGAAAAGGCGUCGGUGCGGCCGUGGUGGGGCGCCGGAGGAAGCACGGCCAGCAGUGACUCACUUCGCUCUCAGUUCUUCAGUAUCAACCGAAGUCGGUGCUUCACUUUGUCAACUCGGACCCGCGACUUACGACACUGCUUACACGGCAAAACCGGCACUUUUUGUACAACCUAGGAUGGGGCAGAAAACAAUAUUGGUGCUAGUCUUGUUCGCAUCCUACUCGUCUGGAGGUCCAGUCCCACAAGAGGUUACCACGUUUGGAGAAUCACAUGAAGGUUGUACUGUCAAAAAUGUGACAUAUGAGCGAGGUGAGCAAAUACCGGAGUUGACACCAUGUGAGACUUGUCACUGCGAUCCUCCCAAUGUUGUAUGCUCGAUGGUGAAAUGCCAGCCGAAUAACGGUUGCAAAAUAAUCCAAAAGCCCAACAGGUGUUGUCCGGAGUACAAAUGUGAAUGCGAGCUUGACGGCAAGACAUACAACAAUGGCGAAAGGCUUGAGAACGUCAAGGACCCAUGCUACGUAUGCUACUGUCGUGGUGGUGAGAUCAUGUGCACAUCUAUCACAUGUUAUCACCGGGAUGACUGCCCUCCGGUGCUCAUCCCUGGCAGGUGCUGUCCCAAAUACGACCAUUGCCCCCCAGUAGAAUCAGGCUCUAGGACUUCUAACAAUUCAGUCCAGACAUCAAAAAGGGAAAUGCAGCCAUGGCUUAUGACAAAAGGUAUUGAAUUGGUCACGCUGACUCCUAACUUGCACGAAGAGUCUCAUACUCCAGCAAAAUACCCGCAGAGUAUCAAAAUUGUUGAAAUACUUCCUACGCUUGCCCCAUCACAGGUCGUUGAGCCCAGCUCAGGCCCGAGGAUAAUCACCAAUGGCGAAGACUUGGUAAAAAAAACUGAUGUUGAAGUCCUCUCUAUGCCGCAGACGACUGAAAGCAUGAAUGAAACCACAACAGAGGAAAAUACUUCAAACGAAACAGACUUUACUCUGAAUCCAAAUUCAGAGUAUGUCACUACGAUUCUUCCUGAAGAUUACAACUAUACGGAUGCAACUACUGAGCAAGAAGUCGAGGUGACUGAAAGUAAAGGUUUCGAUAUAUUAACAGGUGGUGUGUUUGGUACUGUAGAAAGUUUCGAAUCGACGCCUGAAACUGAAAACUUUGAAGCUUAUACUGAUCAAAGUACGAGCACAACUGAAAGAGAAACAGAAAUUUCAUUCACUGAGUUAAAUUCAGCACAAAUUGAUGAGCCAUCAUUUAAAAACAGUAUGCUUAAUCUGCCUACUAACAGUUUCAGCGACACUUUAAUCAAAUUGGAUGAAACGACUAGGAGUAAUACAACUCCCAUAAUACACAUUUACAGUCCGUCGAAUCCAGAAGAGAUUUCAGAAGUGGCUGUAGUGAAGCAGUUUUCAGAAUCUCCUUACUUCAGUUCAUCACAGCAAACUUCUCUCACUCCAGAUGACCUGAGGACAAUAGCUGAAAUUAUGAUUCACGAAAAGAUCAAGCCUGCCUCUGUUGAUGACAGCGUUAAAACUACCAGCCCCAUGGAUGAUUCCGAUUACUCGACUUCUACAUCAUCCGAUGUGGAAUAUUCGACACAAAAUCCUGUCGAAAAUCUAAGUGAUCAAGAACGUUUUGCUUUAGAAGUUGUAGAAGAAAUUUCAUCAAACAAUUGGUCGACUCAAAACAUUGAGUCUUUUGAUGAUUUGAACUCGACCGAUGUGACAAAUUCAACAGAUGUAAAUUCUUCCGUUCCAACUGAAAGCUCUGAAAGCACAGAAACAUCGACAGAAUAUUCAACGGAAGAAAUACUUCAGAGAACUUCAGACAAUGCGACAAAUGAAACAACCGAUGGAUUUUAUUCAACAGAUUUAAACGUGGAAAACUCCACAAAAAUUCCACACUCGACUGAAUAUAGUACCAAAGACGGGUUAAGCACUGUACGUGGCUCGUUCCGCAAUUUUCAAGACUCGACUGCGUCCCAAGAUAACGAAAGGAUGGUCCGUGUCACAGAACCCCACCUACAAAACACCGAAAUGUUUGACGAUCGGGACCUUUUACUCGUGAAGAAUUUCGUAAAGAAAAAUCUCGGUUUAAAUUGAAAUGAUAUUUUAAGUUAUUAAGUUUAAAAUUUUUUCCAAUGUUAACUUAUUUAUUUGCUAGUGAUUAAUGUAAUUAGUCUACGGUUUAGAAUUUUUUUGUCCAAAAUGUAUAUAAAAAUAAGAAAAGAUUGGACAGUCAUGUCUAAUAAUACUUUUGUGUUAUUAAGAGUUGUAUACAUGAAACAACUUGGUCUCCCAAGGAUAUUGUUCUUUGUUAUAUAUAUUUUUGUAUAUGUUAGGACUGUGAUAUUCUAGUUGAAAAUUAUUUUUAUCAUUUUUAUUUUGUAUUAUUUAACAUGUUUUAGAAAUGUUUCUAUUUAAUUUUACGAACAUAUGAUUGCCUAUGACCUGUUUUAAGAGCUAAGUAUUUUUUAAGUUGGACAAAGUUUAUACAGAUGUAUUACAAGCGCCUUGUUUUCUGCGGUAUUUAAAUGUUUAAUAUUAAAGUAAUAUUAAAUCAA
This is a messenger RNA of Cimex lectularius (bed bug), 2630 nucleotides long. Its product is annotated as probable serine/threonine-protein kinase nek3. Gene Ontology annotation, molecular function: protein binding. NCBI's taxonomy places the organism in Eukaryota, Metazoa, Arthropoda, Insecta, Hemiptera, Cimicidae. Bases 244 to 2169 code for a protein of 641 amino acids. The record is from RefSeq and is a predicted model, not a curated record. The transcript is spliced from 6 exons.